Molecule: messenger RNA, 939 nt
Organism: Corticium candelabrum
Lineage: Eukaryota; Metazoa; Porifera; Homoscleromorpha; Homosclerophorida; Plakinidae
Product: protein-L-histidine N-pros-methyltransferase-like
Exons: 4
Coding region: 46-939 (297 amino acids)
Molecular function (GO): protein-L-histidine N-pros-methyltransferase activity
Source: RefSeq, a predicted model, not a curated record
UAGGUGUCUAUAUGUUUGGGACUGCAAGGUAUGAUACGGCUUUGAAUGUUUGGAUUUGGACGGAGUCCUUUGACGAGACAGCUUCUAACGCAAUUGCAUCGAAAUUUACAUGAACCGCGUUUUGAUGCAUCAGUCUGGUAUACUUGCAAGAUGUCCCGUUUGGAUCGUGACCUCAGCAGAACGUUUGUACAGUGCAACCUGGACGCUGCCACGUCAGAGUUUCUGGAAUACAGUCGGAAAACUGCCGAUUCGUUUUGUUUGCAGAUCUUCUACAGAAUUGCAAUGAUCGUUCUAUCUCUUUUUAUGUCUCUUACUGACAUGAAUGGGCUACUAGGACGUGGUGCAACCUUUCUCUUCUCCUCAAGUCAGUUGAGAAUGCUAAUGAAUGCAGCUGGUGUCACAAAUAUGGUCCAUUCGACUGUAUUGGACAUUGGAGCUGGUGAUGGGACAAUAACUGAUGAGAUGAAAGAAGUAUUUUGCUCAAGUAUAUCAGUCACAGAAAAGUCACGAACGAUGAGGCAAACACUAAGGCGGAAAGGAUACACAGUACUUGAUGUUGACCAAUGGCAUGCAGCUGAACCCUUUGACGUCAUUAGCUUACUGAAUGUACUGGACAGAUGUGACAAGCCAAUGAGCCUUCUACAAGACAUACACAAUAGUCUUGCACAAACCGGAGGUAUUCUCCUUCUUGCUGUCGUACUACCCUUCGACCCAAUUGUUCUCAAAGGACCAUGGAAAAUCGCACCAACUGAGAAGCUAAAAGUCAAAGGCAGCACAUUCGAAAGCAGCGUGAACAGGCUGGUAAGCGACGUCCUAAAUCCGCACGGUUUCAAGCUUCUCUCGUGGACAAGACUUCCUUACUUGUCAGAAGGGGAUCUGUUUGAGGCCUACUUUGUUCUUGAUUGUGCAUUACUGAUGCUGCAGAAAUGCGAGCAGUGA